This is a messenger RNA of Capra hircus (goat), 2663 nucleotides long. RefSeq names its product toll like receptor 4 (gene TLR4). Gene Ontology annotation, molecular function: protein binding; lipopolysaccharide binding; lipopolysaccharide immune receptor activity. Gene Ontology annotation, biological process: inflammatory response; defense response to Gram-negative bacterium; immune response. Lineage: Eukaryota; Metazoa; Chordata; Mammalia; Artiodactyla; Bovidae. Gene Ontology annotation, cellular component: membrane. The record is from RefSeq and is marked provisional.
GGCACCACGCCGGGGAGAGACACUGCAGCGCCUCGGGGGCUGCCCUGGCCGGCACAGACAGAGGGUCAUGCUUUCACAGAGCCCCUUCUGGUCACAGAAAAUGCCAGGAUGAUGGCUCGUGCCCGCCGGGCUGCGGCUCUGAUCCCGGCCAUGGCCAUCCUCUCCUGCCUGAGAACCGAGAGCUGGGACCCUUGCGUCCAGGUUGUUCCUAACAUCAGUUACCAAUGCAUGGAGCUGAAUCUCUACAAAAUCCCCGACAACAUCCCCGUAUCAACCGAGAUGCUGGACCUGAGCUUUAACUACCUGAGACAUUUAGGCAGCCAUAACUUCUCCAGGUUCCCAGAACUGCAAGUGCUGGAUUUAUCCAGAUGCGAAAUUAAGAUUAUUGAAGACAACACAUUUCAAGGCCUAAACCACCUCUCCACCUUGAUACUGACGGGAAACCCUAUCCAGAGUUUAGCCUGGGGAGCCUUUUCUGGGCUAUCAAGUUUACAGAAGCUGGUGGCCGUGGAGACAAACCUAGUAUCUCUAGAUGACUUCCCCAUUGGACAUCUCAAAACCUUGAAAGAGCUUAAUGUGGCUCACAAUUUUAUCCAUUCCUUCAAGUUACCUGAAUAUUUUUCUAACCUUCCCAACCUGGAGCACUUGGAUCUUUCUAACAACAAAAUCCAAAAUAUUUAUUAUGAAGAUGUGAAAGUUCUACAUCAAAUGCCCCUACUCAACCUCUCUUUAGAUUUGUCCCUGAACCCUUUAGAAUUUAUUGAACCAGGUACCUUUAAAGAAAUUAAGCUCAAUGGAUUGACUCUGCGAAGUAAUUUUAACAGUUCAUAUGUCAUGAAAACUUGUAUUCAAGGUCUGGCUGGUUUAAAAAUCAACCGGCUGGUUUUGGGAGAAUUUAAAAAUGAAAGGAAGUUGCAAAAAUUUGACAGAUCUUGCCUGGAGGGACUGUGCAACCUGACCAUUGAGCAAUUCCGGAUAGCGUACUUGAACAAAUUCUCACGGAACGAUACAGACUUAUUUAAUUGUUUGGCAAAUGUUUCUAUGAUUUCUCUGUUGAGUAUACCUUUAGGAAGUCUACAAGCCCUUCUUAAAGAUUUUAGAUGGCAACACUUAGAAAUGAUUAACUGUGACUUUGAUAAGUUUCCUGCACUGGAGCUCCGUUCUCUCAAAAAGUUUGUUUUCACAGACAACAAAGAUGUAAGCAGUUUUACUAAGACUGAGCUACCAAGCCUUCAGUAUCUAGAUCUCAAAAGAAAUCACUUGAGUUUCAAGACCUGCUGUUCUCACACUGAUUUUGGGACAACCAACCUGAAGCAUUUAGAUCUGAGCUUCAAUGACGUCAUUACCUUAAGUUCAAACUUCAUGGGCUUAGAGCAGCUAGAACACCUGGAUUUUCAGCAUUCCACUCUGAAACAGAUCAAUGCUUUUUCAACGUUCCUAUCACUCAGAAACCUCCGCUACCUUGACAUCUCUUACACCAACAUCCGGAUUGUCUUCCACGGCAUCUUUACUGGCUUAGUCAGUCUGCAGACCUUGAAAAUGGCAGGCAACUCUUUUCAGAACAACUUGCUCCCUGACAUCUUCACAGAGCUGACUAACUUAACCAUCCUGGACCUCUCUAAGUGUCAACUGGAACAGGUGUCCUGGACGGCAUUUCACUCCCUCCCUAGCCUUCAGGUGCUGAAUAUGAGUCACAACAAACUCUUGUCAUUGGAUACAUUUCUUUAUGAACCACUCCACUCGCUCCGGAUCCUAGACUGCAGUUUCAACCGUAUCACGGCCUCUAAGGAGCAAGAACUACGGAGUUUGCCAAGGAACCUCACUUGGCUAAAUCUUACUCAGAAUGAAUUUGCUUGUGUUUGUGAACAUCAGAGUUUCCUGCAGUGGGUCAAGGACCAGAGGCAGCUCUUGGUGGGAGCUGAGCAAAUGAUGUGUGCAGAGCCUGUAGAUGGGAAGGUCAUGCCAGUGCUUGGUUUCAGGAAUGCCACUUGUCAGAUGAGCAAGACGAUCAUCAGCGUGUCGGUUGUCACUGUACUCCUGGUAUCUGUGGUAGGAGUCCUAGUCUAUAAGUUCUAUUUCCACCUGAUGCUUCUUGCUGGCUGCAAAAAGUAUGGCAGAGGUGAAAGCACCUAUGAUGCCUUUGUAAUCUACUCGAGCCAGGAUGAAGCCUGGGUGCGGAAUGAACUGGUAAAGAACUUGGAGGAGGGCGUGCCCCCCUUUCAGCUCUGCCUUCACUACAGGGACUUUAUUCCUGGGGUGGCCAUCGCCGCCAACAUCAUCCAGGAAGGUUUCCACAAGAGCCGUAAGGUGAUUGUCGUGGUGUCCCAGCACUUCAUCCAGAGCCGAUGGUGUAUCUUCGAGUAUGAGAUUGCCCAGACCUGGCAGUUUCUGAGCAGCCGUGCUGGCAUCAUCUUCAUCGUCCUGCAGAAGCUGGAGAAGUCUCUCCUGCGGCAGCAGGUGGAACUCUAUCGCCUUCUGAACAGGAACACCUACCUGGAGUGGGAGGACAGUGUCCUGGGGCGGCAUGUCUUCUGGAGAAGACUCAGAAAAGCCUUGCUGGCUGGUAAACCCCGGAGUCCAGAAGGAACAGCAGAUGCAGAGACCAACCCGCAAGAAGCGACCACCUCCACCUGAGGAGGAGAAUCCCCUGAUGCGCUCCUUGC